Molecule: messenger RNA, 1854 nt
Organism: Acytostelium subglobosum LB1
Lineage: Eukaryota; Evosea; Eumycetozoa; Acytosteliales; Acytosteliaceae
Exons: 3
Coding region: 1-1854 (617 amino acids)
Source: RefSeq, a predicted model, not a curated record
AUGUUAUCAGUUCUUUCAACUUAUUUGUUACGUAUUAUAGUCUCCCAGUUGGAUGACAACGUGGACCGAAUCUUGUUGUCGCUGACUUGUCGACGUCUGUUUGAUGAGCGACAACAUUAUUUAAUCUUUGAGAAAAAGGACAUCAUAUUGGACCUCACUGUGCUUGCUUUGCAGUCAUCCCAAUGCAAUAGAUUCAUACUCAAAUCAUUUAAAGAACAGCUCAUUCAAUCACUGGCACACUUUGGAGGCACGUGUCAUGUGGCUCAUUGCACCAUCCCUGGACCCAUCCCCGCACAUACCAAGCGACUCUGGAUUGCCAAUCCCAACUUCCAAUCCGAGCACUCCAACAUCCCCAACGGUGUCGAGUGUCUCACAUUCGAAUAUGUGAAUGGUAGGACCAUCGAGUCUGACAUAGAUGCCAAAUUCACCUAUAAUAUUACUGUUGGAACCAUUCCAUCAUCAGUCACUGAGGUGCACUUUGAUUAUGGCGUCGAAGUACUUCAUAAUGGUGUGAUUCCUUCAUCAGUGGAGAAGCUCUCAAUCACUGGACAACACCCAAAAUGGGUGGACAUCAGACCUGGUGCCAUCCCCAACUCUGUCACUGAUCUGCGCUUGAACGGUUGUGGCGCUCUCAAUUUGGACAACGGGCUCAUUCCAAACUCUGUCGUCAAUCUCUUCAUCGAACCUGGAUGGAUUGUUGAAUUCAGUCUCUUGCCUGGAUAUAUUCCAUCGUCGGUGCGAUCACUCACCUUUGGAGAAGGAUUCAAAGAGGAGAUAUCUCCUCACGUCUUGCCUCAAAGCCUCACCCAACUUCAUUUCGGAAAUAUGGCCGACAAGUGGCUAUAUGUUGGCUCAAUACCCUCCUCGGUUCACACUCUCCACUUUGGGUAUUACAAUCUUCCGUUGGACCAAGAUGGAGUUCUGCCCUCAUCUUUGACCAAGCUCAUAUUUCAGAUUGGCUUCUCAAAUCGCCUUCCACAAGCCUCGGCAUUGCCAUCUUUGCAAACGCUCUCCAUGCCACGCUGGAAUGACAAGAAGGGACAGUUUGCUCUCGAUCUACCACCAACACUCUCGUCAUUGGUCAUCGGCUAUGUCCCAACGUAUUGCACCGCGCUCCCCAUCAGCCUCACACACCUUUUGAUCGAGUCUCCCAGUCUGAGUCUUGGUGUCAUUCCGGAAAGUGUCACUGAUCUCUCGCUCGACAUAGUCAAGAGAAUUGUGCUCGGUGCCAUCCCACCCAAUGUAAGUACACUCUCGAUUGAGAGAGUUGAUGAAGAGUUAUGUACUGGAAUGAUUCCUGCAUCAGUCCGGGUGCUUAGAUUUGGUAACAGUCAUCGUGGCCCACUGCUGCCAGGAUCCAUUCCAUUUGGUGUGCACACUCUUGAUACCCCCAAGUGGUACAAAUACCCAAUCACAGUAGGCUUGCUCCCAGAGAGCUUGACAACACUCAGUCUGUGGGACCAAGCCAUUGAGGCUGGAGCACUGCCGGCCUCCAUCAAGGUACUCAAGAUACAUAGCUUCGGGCCCCAUCUUCCAGAUGAACUUGGACUCCUAGUAGAUACUAUCGAACUGAGCGAGGACUUUCGUAUUCGAACCUUGGACAUCCAUCGAUACCUCGAUGCUGCACGUCAGGUCAAGUUUCAAUACAAUGGAUUCAAUAUGUGCAUUCGACGACUGGAUGGCGAAUGGCCGCCAUACUUCCUCUAUUCGGACCAGGUCAUACAUGCCAGUGGAUUCAUCACAGAUAUGUUGUGCCACACGCUAUGCUCGGACAAUAAAAGAUCUGAUGAGGCGUUGAAAGCCUGUCUGGACAGGCUUACAAUAUCCUCGGCUGGCUCUUGGGGACUUGAUUGA